AGCUAAUACAAGCACUGGACCAAGCAACCCUAAUGGCUAAACAACUCCCCACCAUCUCUGAUUCUUCCCAACUCCUCCAAAUCUACUCUUCCCUUCACUCUGCUCACCACCACCUUUCCCUUUUCCUAUCCCUAUCCCACCACCCACCCCCUCAACAACCCCAUCUCCUCCCUACACCACCACCACCUCCCGUGCCUGAAAACUCUGUCUCCUCCGCCGUAGGCGGUGGUGAUGAGAAUGAUACUGAUGAACCUAUGCAAGUGGGGGAUGAGGAGGUUGAUGAUGUGAAUGAAACAGAGCAGAAUUCUCUUGAUAGAGUUGAGGAGAGGAUGAGGGAUUGUUUCAUUCAGAAUAAGAGACCCAAAAGACCCCUUUCGCCGGCGUCAGCUGCGACUGAGCAGCAGCGGCGGAGCUACCACAAUGACGGCGGCCUCCCUGCUCUGGAAUUUGAUCCUCAUGGGACUAGGUUGAGGUCCUUGGACCUUAUUUAUCAGUUUCAUUCUUGAAUAAACUGCGUAAAGAAUUUCAUUCUUUUUAUUUGAGAAUAUAGCUACUUAUUAGAGUGGAUAUAUUAUUGUUUUUUAGAAUGUAUUUUCAUGAUCUCGAUUGAGAUAAUCUAUACCAUUUUCCCCCAUUCGGAUUAUGAACUGAUUUUUUGCU
Messenger RNA from Nicotiana tabacum (common tobacco), 660 nucleotides. RefSeq lists its product as uncharacterized. The record is from RefSeq and is a predicted model, not a curated record. Lineage: Eukaryota; Viridiplantae; Streptophyta; Magnoliopsida; Solanales; Solanaceae.